Microstroma glucosiphilum is the source of this 2658-nucleotide messenger RNA. Its product is annotated as DUF726-domain-containing protein. The transcript is spliced from 5 exons. The record is from RefSeq and is a predicted model, not a curated record. NCBI's taxonomy places the organism in Eukaryota, Fungi, Basidiomycota, Exobasidiomycetes, Microstromatales, Microstromataceae. The coding region runs from base 1 to 2658 and encodes 885 amino acids.
AUGGAGAAGCUGGAUCUCUCCUCACUCAAAUCCUACUCGCCCGACUGGCCUCAUGAGCUUCGUCUGGCAGUAUGUAUCGCGACCAAGUACGCUCAACAGCGCCUCUGUCAGCGAGCGAGAGCUUCUGCGCUUGGUUUCGGAAUUGGGAGCGGCGGUUCUUCGGCGAGGGGGGGUGAGAAUGGAGGAAAAGAUGAGGGGGAUAGUGCCGAGCUGAAUGAAGAUGGGACUUCUCGUAGGCAGAGAAAAGGAGGAGAGUCAGCUCCGCCGGGGGAGGAGUCCUCUUCCACGAGUAGCAGAGCUGAGACCGAGAAGCAAAGGAAGGAGCUGGUGGAGUCGUGGGAGGAGUUUGCUAGCAAGCAUCUGGGUGUGGCUGAGGAGACUUUGCCCCCUGGGCCGCUCGCGUACGAAGAGAUACUGGAGAUUGGACAAGGUCGCCCCGACUCAGAUGCUGGCUCAGCCGGCAUGGAGAAGGAGCAGCGGGCUUGGCAACUCGAGGCGAUGGGACAGGAGACAGGAGGCGCAUUUGCUCGGCUCUACCCUGAGCUUGUCCUUCGGUCAGAUGUAGAGGAGGAAAAAGCUCGCAAGGCGGCACAAACCGAAAAAGCCAAGGGAGCUGAAAAGGAGCGGACCCGAAAGUUGCAAGAGGCGCUUCAGAAAGCUCAUAAGGAUGGUACAGUCUCAGAUGAAAAGGACAAGGAUGUCGAGGACGCCGCUCUUGCGCUAGCCUCAAGCUCUGUCACGGACGAGAAGGACAAGCAGCUCAGCACGUUACAGCUCCCGGAGCCCCUUCGAGUCCAUCGCACAGGUGGCGCCCUGUCGAGCGAGGCCAGCUCAAGCAGGGGCGUCGAAGUCUACAACGACCUACUUCUCAUCGCUCUCGGUCUGGGCCAAUAUCGCUCACUCGAAGACGGCGCAACGAUGGUCUUUGAGAAUGAAGCCGUCUUUGGCGAUGAGCCUCUUGCGAGCAGUACGAAUAAGGUCAAAACACCAGCAACCUCUGGCUCAACCCCUGACCCAUCUCCAGCGGGGCUUCAAGCAGAGCUAGCCUAUCAGCAACAACAGCGGAAGGCUGGCCUACCAAACUCAGCGCCUUCUUCUGCCUCUGCCUCUGGUCCUGUGAACACGUGGAAUUCGUUCUCGAAAUGGGCAGACAGCUCCUUUAAAAGCGUUGGGAAUCUGUUCCCUCCUCCUGCGCCAGGAGCUAAGGGUACCCACGCCGAUACCGCCUCCCCGCAGGGCAGCGGUAGCGCCGGCGGUUCCGGUGGUGAGAAGACGGCUCGUCAGCAGCCUAGCGAAUUCUGCCACUACGAUGCCCGUGCCCGCGCAAUGAUCUUCGUCGCUUCCAGCGCCCUCGGACUCUCCGGUUCAGAUGGACAAGCGGCGGAGAAGAUCUUGGCGCAGACCAUCUACUUCAUCAUGAAGGAUGCCCAAUCCGCGGCCGCGAAGCAGGGAAAGGACCCUCUGAAGCACGCAAAGAUUUCUACUUCUGCUGAAGAGGAUGAGGAUAGCGGCGGUAGGACAAGCUGGAUGAACAGAGCGGGCACGAGCGCAGUAGCGGAGCACGGUCGCUCCAACUGGAAGAGAUGGGCAGCGGCGGGAGGUGGUGCUGCCAUUGGUGCCGGCAUCAUUGGCUUGACGGGCGGUCUAGCAGCCCCGCUAGUCCUUCCAGCGCUGGCCAGUCUGUCUGGUGUUGCUCUGUUCGCCUCGUCGGGAGGCAUCGUCCUCGCCGCUGCCCUCUUCGGUAUCGGCGGUGGAGGUCUGGCAGGCUACAGAGUCUCUCGUCGACUGCGUGGACUCGAGUCUUUCGAGUUCAAAGAAGUCGAUACCGAAGCGCGCUUGGCUGGAGUAUCGAUUCCUUCUCUCCACGCUACCAUUUGCGUAUCGGGGAUCAUCCUAGAAGAGUCUCAGCAGCUCACGUCGUGGCAGGGCGUGUGGGCCUCGUCGAAAUCGCAAGAUGUCUACAUUGUCUCUAGCGAGGCUAAAUUGAUGGCUCAAGCAGGUGUGGAUCUACGUGGUUAUGUCUUUACGUACAUGAAGCGGGCCCUGGGCCAAAAGGCAGCCGAAGAGGCUAUCAAGAGGACCGCCCUAGCCGCCUUCACAGCUCUGACGCUACCACUCACUGUGGCCAACACUCUGGGUACUGCUCUCGACUCAACAUUCGUUCGAGCAAAGAGCAAGGCCUAUAAGAAGGGUCUGGUUCUCGCCGAGGUGUUACGAGCUGAAGUGCAGGGUCACCGGCCUGUAGUGCUGAUGGGCGCGAGUCUGGGAUGCAUCACCAUCCUCACUGCCUUAGCCGAGCUGGCUAAAGAACCAGAGGUCAACUCCCACCUGGUAGACUCCGUCUUCCUCAUUGGUGCACCGGCAACUACAGGGAAAAAGACGCUGACCAAGGCGAGGAGUAUUGUGGGAAGGAGAUUCGUCAAUGCCUUCAGCAGCAAGGAUAUGGUCUGCUCUGUCGCUGCUUGGCUGGGAAUGGAGCUGUCGGCAGAGGAGAUUGCAGACGGGAGAGCGCCACGGGUGAUGGGAUCGGGGCCCAUCUGGGGCGUACCUGGAGUCGAGAAUAUCGACGUGUCUGAACUGGUGCCUUCGCACUUUGACCUGGCUGAGCCGGACAAAUUGCGGCUGAUAUGUGAGCGCAUCGGCGCCAUAGAGGGGUGA